CGCCACAUUUACCUCGAAGCUAUCGGACCAGUUUGCAGUAAUGAAGCGUUAUUGGCGAUAAGAGUUCUUUAUUUCGUUACUCAACAUCGCUGAUAAAAGAGUAAAUAUAUCAUUUAAUUAAAGAUAAACAGUUCAUUAGGAUUGGUUUGUUGGUUCAAUUGACCAUCGUCGAGUGCAUUCGGAACAAAUUCGAUCCCGGGAAUUGUGACGCAAAAGGAAAUGACCGCAAUUACAUUUUGGAUGCUUAAAGCAUUCGGGCUUCUAAUCGUCUUAUCGGCGGUCAGCUGCAUUUUCGAAGUGCCCACACUGAACGACAAAAUGAAGUGCAGCUAUGGGGAACGGGGCUCUUUGACUGCAACCUGUGUAAAUGCCACUCCCGCUUACUUCAAGCUCACCCUGUACAAAUUCGACCACCUGGACGAGACACUCAAAUGCCUCAAUUGCACUCUGAAAAUUAUCGAAUCCAAUACGUUCGAUCUUUCCGGAAAUAUGAUUCGAGUGCUGGAUAUCUCCAAUAGCGGCGUCGAAAUGCUCAAGCCCAAAGCGUUCAUGGGGCUCGUGUUCCUGCAGCACUUGCAACUGAAUAACAAUCAGAUUCGAUCCAUUUUUCCUGGUACGUUCAUUGGGACGAAGAAAAUCGAGCAGCUCAAUUUGGAAAACAACGAGAUUUCCAUUCUGGUCGAGGGAGGAUUCGCGGAAUUGCUCCAGCUGUCGGUGCUGAAUUUGCGCAGCAAUAACAUCAAAAUAAUCGACCCGCGCGCCUUCAGCGGCCUCCAAAAGCUCGUGCUGCUGGAUCUCGGCUUUAAUCAGAUCACCGAUCUUCACCAGAGUCUGGUCAACUUGACCGCUCUGGAGGUGCUCAAAAUGGAGCACAAUCUCAUCCACCAGUUGUCUGGCAGCGAGUUCUCCUCCCUGGCCAAUCUCUACCAGCUGAACCUUUCAGCAAACUUGCUGGUUGAUAACUUCACCAUCCAUAUGCAGCCAGGGAACCAGCUGAAAAGCCUUUCGCUCUCCCAUAACCAGAUUGAGGAGCUGAAGUUCGGAAUGGCGCACUUGGACACCUUGGAGGAGCUGCAGUUGAGCUUCAACAACAUCAGCGACAUCGGCAACAACAUGUUUGAGGGCAUGUUCAGCCUCCGGCAGCUGGAGUUGCCGUACAACAAUCUGUCGCAGUUCAAGACUGGCUGGUUUUCCGGCCUGCCCCAGCUCACCUCUUUGAACUUCUCCCACAACCAUAUAGAGGAAAUUGUGAUCAGCAGCGUGUUCCCGCUGAGAAACCUGCAUUUCCUGGAUCUUUCCAACAACGCCCUUGGCACCUUCGACUACAGCGCCCUUAUUUCCCGUUUGCCUGGAUUGACCUACUUGAGACUGGAAUCCAAUAAGUUGCCGUGCUCUUUGGAGGACGAAAUGGAAACGGAAUUCGAGAACGACAACUUCAAGUUCGUGCUGGAGGAUGACGCCUCCACGAGGCAGGUUUGCGCGCUGCCUCCAGCCUCCAAACCAGCCUCAACCUUACACGACACCUGCAUGGUAGACAAGUCAGGCUCAGUUAGCAGCCUGGACAUCAUCAUUUUCGUGGUGUUCUCUUUGGUGAUGGCCGCGAUAGCGGUUCUGUUCUAUUUGCAGUUUCUGAUCUACAAGGGGGUGCAGCUGACGCGCCCCAAACGGGUCGCCUCCACUGUCCAGUUGAUCGCUUCUGAGGACGAUCAUAGGGAGGACGAGUUUGUUAACGACCGGGUCUAGCAUCCGAGGAUCUUCAGCUUUAGGUUACUACAGUGUUAUGUGAAUAUCCACCUUUUUUGUAAAAUAACAGGAUUUAAAA
Messenger RNA from Dendroctonus ponderosae (mountain pine beetle), 1822 nucleotides. RefSeq names its product insulin-like growth factor-binding protein complex acid labile subunit. The record is from RefSeq and is a predicted model, not a curated record. The transcript is spliced from 3 exons. NCBI's taxonomy places the organism in Eukaryota, Metazoa, Arthropoda, Insecta, Coleoptera, Curculionidae. Gene Ontology annotation, molecular function: protein binding. Bases 220 to 1743 code for a protein of 507 amino acids.